GUCUACCAACCCACCAUCUUCAACAACGAAAUCCAUGGGCACGGAAGGAACCUGGGGUGAGAAGAAAGAGAGGCUACCGUGAAAUUCAUGUGCUGCCAUGGAAGAGUAAACACAUAUGAAGAUCAAAGUAGUUCAGGACAACUUAGCCACAUCCAGACUCGGUGAGGAGAUUGAAGGCGAGAGAAAAAUUCAUGAGAGGGAAAAGCAGCUACAAAAAUCUCUAUCAAGAAACCCCAAAUCUCUCCUUUCAACCCAGAAUCCCCAAAUCCAAAACCCUAACCCAGAAUCCAGAAACCCCAAACCCAAAACUACAUGAGGGAUUUCCGGCUUUGAAUCCAAAAACCCCAAUCUUUACUUGCAAAUCUACAGACUUGAUAAACCACUAUGAGGAUCCCUUUUUCUUCUUCCCUUCCCUUUCUCUUUCGUUGCAGAGUUUUUGAAUCUGCCAUAUCUUUUUGACUGGCUCUAUUGUGGUGGGUUGGUUACUGGGUUUGCUGGAUUGGGGGUGGGUUUAAUGGGGGGUGGGGUUUCUGGGUUAUUUGGUUUUCUGAGUUUUGUAAUCUUUCUAUGAUGCUUCCAUUUGGGUUUGCUGAUUUUGUAUGUGGGAUGAGGGAGAAGUUGCAAAAAGAAGAGGAGUAUGGUGUUAUGCGCAUGGUGCUUCCAUUUUCAGAACCUGGGUCUUGCUUCAAUAUUCCAGAAUUUGAAGCAGAAGCAAAAGCAAAAACAUAGAUAAGAAUUUUGGGGGAAAUUGAUUUUGUUAAUUAGAUUAGUGUUAGUAAGUUAAUUAAGAUUAGUUAGUUUUUAGGAUUAAUUAGGGAUUGUUAAUUUAAAAAAACUGAUUUGUAUUUUACUUUUUAAUUUUUAAUAUUUUUUUUCCUUGACACGUCAGUCUCAUUUAUCCAGUCAGCAUGUCUAUUCAUCACUCGCCGGAGCUUCGGGCUCCGGCGAGGAUCUGCUCCAAACUUAUUGCAAACGAGGGGACCCAAAUUUGUAAAUUUUCCGGGGAGAGACUAAUUUCAGACGGCGAGACAAAGACAGGAGCCAAGUAGAUGAUUAAACCUUAAUUAUAUAUAUAUACAUGUAAUUCCAAAUAUGUCCUGGUUAAUAUUAAAGUGCAUCAAAAGACUCAAACUAUCCUCACAAAACACAUUCGUUCAAAAAACACUGUGAUGGACGAUUUCUCCAGUUUCUUGUCCUUGUCGGACUGUAGGAUUUCUUCGUCGCAGGAAAGCCUCUUGGAUGCCGCCGAUUGGAGUGAACCCCCGCUGCCGACGAGCACUGCCGACUCCGUUGUCAUGCUUUCGCCGCCGGAAACCCAGGACAACUCCCAAGCCGUCCCUCACGAGGCCCACACGCCACCGCCGACAACCACUCCUGAAGUCAUUGUCAUUCUUUCCUCGCCGGAAUCCCAAGGCAACCCUCACGAGCCCCAAUCGCCGCCGCCGACGACCACUCCUGAAGUCAUUAUCAUUCUCUCCUCGCCGGAAUCCCAGUGCGGCUCUCCGGACGCUUUCCACACGGCGCCCUCUCCGGUAGACGACAUCGACGUCAGUCAAUGCAUGGUUAACCGCGCCGUUAUCGACGUUGAUGAUGAUGAGAGUGAUGACUCUUCCGAUGAGGCUAGAGAGUUAAUGGCGCCGUUGUUUGCUGGACUAGGGUUUAACGAGCCUCACAUGGAGGACUCUGAUAAGACAUUUGUCCCGGAGAGCUCGCGUGCUGCAGUAUGUCGCCGCCGCCUCGAUGGUGAAUUGAAGGUUUCAGAAAGGGAAAGGGAGGUCAAACGGAUGAAAUUUUCAGCGGAAGCUUCUUCAGGUGUAGUAGAAAACCGUUUCGUUCUGGUGGAACCUUCAGAUGUAGUGGAAAACCGUUUUGUUCUGGUGGAACCUACUGGUCAUGUGAAUUCUCAAGCUUCAAGGGAAAGGGAGGUCAAGAGGAUGAAAUUUUCAGAUAACAAUGAGGGAGUAAAAGCCAAUUUUGUGGCAAACCUCCAACCUCGACAAAAUGAGGGAGGUCAAACUGAUCAUGUGAAUUCUCAAGCUUCAAGGAGUAAUAUGCAAGGCCGGCGUGUACUUCCAAGUUCAUUUUUGGAGAAACCCAGAAAAGAAAGAAGAUAUCCAAGUGCAUUUGAAGUGCUUAAAGCUUUGGCAGAGAAUGAUAAAGAUGGUCUCUGUGGUAUGGAUUUAGUGGAAGCUGCCAGACGUUUGUUUUCCAAGUGUAAAGGUAGUGGAUAGUACUAGUUAAACAAGUUGAAAAUAGUGCAGUUUGUUGAUACUUUUUGUUAGGGGGAAAGAAAUGUAGCUACUACCUAGGUGGUUUUUCUUUUUGUUUGGGCACCAUGAUCUUUUUUUGGAGAAUGAGAUGGCAUUUGGACUUCAAAUUGUCUUUUUGUUUAAGUUAACUGAUGUUAGUGAUGUCAGAUUCUAAUUUCUAUCUGGUUCUUGUUGUUGCUGUCUAUGUACCAAGCCUUGAAUGAAGAUAGCUAGCUCACUUUGUGAUGAUAA
Lotus japonicus is the source of this 2501-nucleotide messenger RNA. RefSeq lists its product as uncharacterized. The record is from RefSeq and is a predicted model, not a curated record. The transcript has a single exon. The coding region runs from base 1170 to 2231 and encodes 353 amino acids. Lineage: Eukaryota; Viridiplantae; Streptophyta; Magnoliopsida; Fabales; Fabaceae.